UCCGUGGAGGGAGCUAUGGCGGCUGCCGAACGACCGCUCUGCGCCUGCCUCCUGCUUGUCGUCGCCCUCCUUCUUUCCCCCUCGCCUCAGGUCCUUGCCCGGGCCUCUGCAGCCUGCCGGGGAGAGGCCGUUGUCAAGUCUGGUGAAGCCCGAGAUUCUGAAACUUGUGGAUUGAAUCUGCAGCUGGAACAUUCAUUUGAGUUGGAUGACAGCAUUCAUUUCAAAAAACGGGGUGCAAUUCUGUGGAAUGUGGGUCCUGAGCCUAGUCUCUCCCUGAGCCAGAAGCAGUUGACUGAAGACGAGCGCAACAAACUUAGGUGAGUAGCUACAGGGGGUGGACUGUACCGCUUAAGAAUCCCACGACAACCUCUGGGGAGUAUUGAAGACAAUGCUGUUGAAUAUGUCACAACUUUUGUUAGAGCGUGUUCACUGGUCGAGUCUCAUCUGUCAGAUAGGCUGGUAGUGCACACAGACAUCGCUGGCAACAUAAUUGGCCUCUCUGCUGUCACUGUUCCUAGCUCUUGCCACGGAGCUGAAGUGGAAGAUGUGGAUCUGGAACUCUUCAAUACUACCAUUCUCCUCCAGCAGCCCAUACCAGCAGCUGUCCCUGAAACGGCAGCAUUUAUUGAACGCUUGGAACAGGAGCAGGCUCAGAAAGCCAAAAAUCCCCAGGAGCAGAAGUCCUUCUUUGCGAAAUACUGGAUGUACAUUAUUCCUGUCGUGCUUUUCCUUAUGAUGUCUGGAGCCCCUGAUGCAGGGGGGCAAGGAGGGGGCAAUGGAGGCAGUGCUGGGGGAGGGGGGCGAUAAAGGAAACAACAAGGUAAAUAAAUAUUAUUGGAAGUAAAUAAUGGGACUCUCUUUGAUUUGUGGGAGCAAGGCUAGUUUGGGGUUAUAGAACGAAAGAGCUGCUAAUAUUUUUUAUGCUUGUAUGAGAAGCGGGAGGGAAUGCAUUAAUUCAUUUUAAAUCCGGGGUGGUUUCCUUCCUAAAUGAUUAUAGUAAAUUGUAAAUAUCUCUAUUGAUUCCAAAGGGUACAUUUCUGCCAUAAGGUAGUUUCAAGUUCCGUUUUCAGUAUUGGAAAUUAUAUACAGUCACAUAAUCAAAUCCUUUGUAAAAAAAAAAUAAUAAAUCUAAAAAUUUAAAGUCUUCUUCCCCAAA
Pantherophis guttatus is the source of this 1156-nucleotide messenger RNA. Lineage: Eukaryota; Metazoa; Chordata; Lepidosauria; Squamata; Colubridae. The record is from RefSeq and is a predicted model, not a curated record.